Gamsiella multidivaricata is the source of this 3225-nucleotide messenger RNA. RefSeq names its product glycoside hydrolase superfamily. NCBI's taxonomy places the organism in Eukaryota, Fungi, Mortierellomycota, Mortierellomycetes, Mortierellales, Mortierellaceae. Gene Ontology annotation, biological process: ergosteryl 3-beta-D-glucoside catabolic process; carbohydrate metabolic process. The record is from RefSeq and is a predicted model, not a curated record. The transcript has 3 exons. Gene Ontology annotation, molecular function: steryl-beta-glucosidase activity. The coding region runs from base 266 to 3094 and encodes 942 amino acids.
CCCACUUUUCAGCCCACCUUCUUUCUUUCCCAAAUAACGCCCGCUAUUUCCUCCACCCCAUCCCCUCACCUUUCUUCCUUCUCUCACCUUUGAUCCCAAUACAUAUAUUUCCUUUGCUCCCUCUUAACAGCCAGCUCACCCGCAUUGUCGACACUCACUCCUUCAGGCGCUCUUCUUGACCACCGCCAGAAAGCACUCGCGCUCGAUCCGCUCCAGCCCUUUCUUUCUUUUGCCACCAGGAUCCCCACCAACAGAACACAAACCGAUGUCAAGCAACAAUCUGCGUCCCUCACAGUCCUCGGCCACCCUGACCGAUGACGCUCAAAUUCGCAACCAGCGAAUCCACGUCCUUGCCAACUCUUCCUCCAAUGCCUCGCUCAAUACUUCGACCACAGCUUCUCCUACACUUACGCACCGCCCCUUCGUCAAUGCUGCCUUCCGUUCUUCCGAAAGCCACGCACAAGGGAGCCUGUUUGAGUCUCAAGGACAUCACCCAACAUCGACCAAUCCUCUCUUCCUGCGUGGCCCAUGGUUCAAGGAUCACAGUGGCCGCACUGUGACCCUGCGCGGGGUCAACCUGUCAGGCGCAUCUAAGACGCCAGUAAACUGUCCGUCGCACCAGGCUGAGGGUUUCCUGGACAAUGACGGAACAGAGGUUUCGUUCAUUGGCCGACCCUUCCCGCUCGAGGACGCAGACGAACACCUAGCCCGUCUCAAGCACUGGGGGUUCAAUCUGUUGCGAUUCAUUGUCACCUGGGAGGCAAUCGAGCAUGCUGGACCUGGCAAGUACGAUUACGAUUUCUUCGAGUACCUCGUCAAGGUGCUUUAUAAGUGCAAGCAAUACGGCUUUAAAUGCUUCAUUGACCCUCAUCAGGAUGUGUGGUCAAGGUUUUCCGGAGGAUCAGGCGCACCACUGUGGACCCUAUACCUAGCUGGACUCGAUCCCAGCUGCUUCCCGCAAACAAAUGCCGCUCUGGUCCAGAACUUCUACGAAGAUCCUGAGAACUAUCCAAAAAUGGUUUGGGCAACGAACUACAACAAAUUGGCGGCAGCGACCAUGUUCACGCUCUUCUUCGCAGGAUCCACCUUUGCACCUGACUGCGUCGUCAAUCAAAUGAAUAUUCAGGACUACCUUCAGACUCAUUACAUCAAGAGUUACAUGGCCCUAGCAGAAUAUAUCAACAAGCAGCACGGGAUUGAGGACGACGUUGUAGUUGGGUACGACACUUUGAAUGAGCCGUCAGCCGGAUGGAUUGGCGUGGAGGAUAUCACAAAAUUUCCUCAUCACCAGGAACUGAAGAAGGACGCUACUCCCACUCCGUUGCAGGCCAUGCUUCUCGGGCAAGGUUCCAAACAGACGGUCGAGUUUUGGGUGUCGACAUUUUUUGGACCCAAACGAAGAGGGUCAAGAACGAUCGACCCUGAAGGCGUCACCGCCUGGCUCAGCCCGGAGCAGCGUGAUGAAAAGGACAAGAGAUUCGGAUGGAAACGCUCGAAGGAGUAUCCAAAGGCCGGAGAGUGUAUAUGGGCCCAUCAUGGUGUCUGGGACAUGUCAACACAGCAGGCCCUGAACUCAGAGUACUUCUACAAGGACCCUAAGACCGGCGAAAAGUACGAAUUUGACUCGAGGUCGUUCUUGCCUUUCUGCAGACGUUAUGCGCAGGCCAUUCGAACGAUCCACAAUGCAGCCAUCAUCUUUUUGGAGCCUCCCGUCAACGAAAUUCCACCCUCGCUUCCGCCGCCCCACGACGAUGAAGACGUGGCCCACUUUGACAUCACGUCCCGUGUGGUCUAUGCACCUCACUGGUACGAUGGACUGACGCUUUUGAACAAACGCUGGAACUUUUUCAAUGUGGAUUAUCUGGGUGUGAAGCGCGGCCGAUACCCCAACUACGCUGCUGCUAUCAAGAUCGGCGAGAAGGCCAUCAAGGAAUGCUUCAGGGAACAGCUUGCCAGCAUCAAGGAGGAGGGUCAGCAGGCCAUUGGACAGCAUCCAACACUUAUCGGAGAAAUCGGAAUCCCGUACGAUAUGAACGAUGGUAAGGCGUACAAGCCCAACGGCAACUACAAGGACCAGAUCAAGGCCAUGGAUGCCAACAUGUAUGCUCUGGAAUCCAAUCACCUCAACUUCACACUAUGGAAUUACUGCCCGGACAACUCGCACAAGUGGGGCGACCAAUGGAAUGGCGAGGACCUGUCACUUUGGAGCAAAGAUGACCUAGACAAAGAUCCCGGCCGACUUAGCAAGAAGAACAGCAAAUCCAGCCUCGCUAGCGACUCGCUCAGUCUCCGAGUGAUGGACUCGGACAACUCUAUGGCCUUGUCAGACAAUACCGUCAUUGAAUCGCAGGGUUCACCUUCGACGAAUUUGUCCGAUCGGAAGCAGUCGCCCGUGCAUGCCAGAGUGGCCAAAUUGUCCUCAUCAUCGUCGUCCUCUUCCAUGAAAUCUUCCAAGUCAUUAUCCUCAACGAUGUCCUCGAGCCAUGCUUUGCUCGAGGGUCAAGGUUUAAGUCCAGACGGAUCCAGCAACAAGCACCUCAACCUUGAUCAGGGCGGAAGGGCUGUAGUUGCAUUCUGUAGACCUUUUGCACAAAAGGUUGCCGGUAUUCCUUUGGAGUUGUCAUUCUCGCUGAACAAUAUUACCUUCAAGUUCUCGUUCAAGCGGACGCGCACGACCGAGCCCGGGGAUGCAUCCAAUCCACUGAACUCACCUAUGCCCGGCAAGAUCAAUGAACCGACCGAGAUUUAUCUGCCCCGGAUCCAUUUCCCAUGCGUGGAGGACUAUUUAAGCUCCCUCAGCACGUCGUCAAGCUCUGCGUCGGCCGAGAAAGACUCUGCUUGCUCGGUCACUGUUUCUGGUGGCCAUUACGAGUGGAAUCAUGACGAGCAGAUUUUGUACUGGUGGACUGAUGACGAUAACAGUGACAAGAGCUAUGGGCCUGGCGAGGACACCAAGACCCGACGCGCCCAAGAGGAAGAAGAGGAGGAUGUCUUUGAGAUUACUGUUGUAGGGAAGAAGUGGGCAGGUAACUCUGUGUCAAGUCGCUCAGGAAGUUUUUGGAGCACUAUCAGCCAGUGUUGCCGGCUCUCAUAGGCAGCAUAUAUUCUCGAUGUUUCUUUGUACAAGUAAACGGUUUUGAGCACAUGAUGUUUUUCCUGAAGCGCACCGAUCGUUAAUACUUUUCAAACAAAGGCACAUGAAGUAAUUGACAGGAGCAAUAAGCA